CGUUGGCCGGGAGUUGCACAAAGUUGGCUCCACUGCCGGAAAAGUUCCCGAAUUUCCCUCCCCUCACUUGACAAGCUGCAUAAGUGUCUCCAACGGACAGCUUAUUGCGGGUUAACAGUCCUUUAUGUCCGCGCCGUCGGUUCUAAUCAACCUUCUCUCCCCUUUUUUUUUUUUUUUUUGCCCUUUUUCUCCCCCUAUAAAAUAUGACACACCCCUCCUCUCGGAACCUUACCUUGGCCUCAUUGUUUCGCUUGACGUUUUAAAACAAGCCCGAUUCCCAUCCAUCAGGUGGUACUGAUCAAGAAAGAGAAAAAGGGGGGAAAAUGUCUGCAACCGAUACGGAUUGUAGCCAUGGGAUAAUUCCGCUCAUUGUCAACAACGAAUCGGUCGUGACGGAGACCAUCUUCGAUGUGCAUAACCCUGCAACGGGUCAAGUGGUUGACCGCUGCGCCAGUGCGUCUGUUGACGAUGCCAACCGUGCGGUGGCCGCUGCCAAGGCGGCUUUUCCCGCGUGGAGCAAAACAAAGCCAUACGACCGUAGAGAUAUAUUGAUGAGGGCGGCUGACAUUAUGCUUUCGCGACGAGAGGAGCUAAUAAAGUAUCAAAUGGAGGAGACUGGGGCGGGCAGGCUGUUUGUGGAGAGGACGUUCGAGUUGGGCGCUAGAUUCAUCAAGGAUUUCGCAGCACGGAUUCCGUCCAUCGAGGGCUCAGUACCAUCUGUAUCUGAAGACGGAGAAUGCGCCAUGAUUAUCAAAGAGCCUUAUGGGGUGGUCUUGGGAAUUGCACCUUGGAACGCUCCCUACAUUCUCGGCACACGCUCAAUCGCUCUUCCUCUUGCCGCAGGGAAUACGGCGGUUUUGAAGGGAUCCGAGCUAUCCCCCAAGUGUUUCUGGGCGAUUGGCGAUAUAUUCCGAGAAGCUGGUCUUCCGGCGGGGUGUCUGAAUGUAGUCUACCACCGACCUGCUGACGCCGCAGCUGUCACUACUGCUCUCAUUGCCCAUCCGGCCGUUCGCAAAAUCAGCUUUACCGGUAGCACCCAGGUCGGGUCUAUCAUCGCUUCAACGGCCGGAAAGUAUGUAAAACCUGUCGUUCUCGAACUGGGCGGCAAGGCAUCCGCUAUUGUUUUAGAUGAUGCAAACCUGGAGAGAGCGGCCAUUUGCUGUAGCCUCGGAGCAUUCAUGCAUUCCGGUCAAAUCUGCAUGUCCACAGAGCGCAUCAUAGUGCAGCGCUCCGUUGCGGACAGGUUCCGCAACAUGCUAGCCGAUGCAUCAGAUAAAGUUUUUGGUCAGCAUGCACCAGCACCCGUACUUGUGACAUCUGCCGCGGUCAAGAAAAACCGGGACCUGGUGUCCGAUGCACUUUCGAAGGGUGCUGACAUUGUUUUUGGAGAUGUCAACGCUUCUGAGACGUCCAGCAAUGGCCUGCGACCAGUGAUCGUGGGUAAUGUGACCAAGGAAAUGGAUCUUUACUGCACAGAAUCAUUCGGCCCUACCGCUUCUCUCAUUGUAGUCGACUCUGAAGAAGACGCGGUGACACUGGCCAACGAUACUGAAUACGGUCUCACAUCUGCAGUUUUCACGGGUAAUCUCUUCCGAGGACUACGGGUAGCCAAGCAGAUUGAGUCUGGGGCGGUCCACAUCAACUCCCUCACCGUCCACGAUGAACCAGUCCUGCCACACGGCGGAUGGAAAAGUAGCGGAUAUGGUCGGUUUGGAGGACCCGCCGCGUAUGAUGAGUGGUUGCAAACCAAGACAGUUACCUGGGUACAAUAGAUACCCGUACUUCUGAGACAUUCCCCGAAAGGUACC
Molecule: messenger RNA, 1808 nt
Organism: Aspergillus alliaceus
Lineage: Eukaryota; Fungi; Ascomycota; Eurotiomycetes; Eurotiales; Aspergillaceae
Product: aldehyde dehydrogenase
Exons: 4
Coding region: 324-1772 (482 amino acids)
Molecular function (GO): succinate-semialdehyde dehydrogenase (NAD+) activity
Source: RefSeq, a predicted model, not a curated record